AUGGCGGACGAUGCUGCGCUCGUCGAAGCCGAAGAACUUCCCGAUACAUCUUACGAUCUUAGAGAACAAAUUAACAACGACUCACUUCACAAGGAACUUCAAAGACCAUCUUCAUUGAAUCUAGAAAAUAACGCUGAUAUUAUAUCYCCAAGCUCUGAAAACAUCAGAGAUUUGAUCGUAGCAGUCUUCGUAGUGCAUUUCGAUACACGAAAAGGAAAUAUAAUUGAAUGGAAGUACCCAAGAGAUAUAGACCUCAGUGAGGUUGAAUUCAAGGCUUUAGCAAGUGGAUCUCAUACUAUUAUGCAAGAUUUUGUAUAUUUYAAAACAAAUGAUAAUCUAUUUGGCUUGAGCUGCUUUGAAAGGAUUACUGUUGACAGUGUAGAAGAGCGAGGAUCRCGAAUGAAGUCUGUAGGAAUCAUAUGUGCAAGAUACACUUCACUUCAUGAACACUUACCUUUCCUUGAAGAUGAAGUAACAAAACAACUUGACAAUCCUGGUCAUUAUGAGGACCUACGKAAUUACUAUGACAGCUUCAAGCACUGUAUCGUUAGGAAUAACUUUGUGGCAUCACCUCCUCCUGAGCACUUACCAGGACUUGAAGAAAUCCCAGUCUUAAAGAUUACYCAUCCAGCUGGAUGUUUUCCUCAAUUUAUUAACUUUUUUGGAGAGAAAAUGUUUAUCCUUUGGAAGUUUGUUUUACUGCAAAAAAGAAUAUUAUUCUUCUCCCCUCCCCCUGUUGGGGUAGCUUGUUAUAGAGUUUACUGUGCAUGUCUGUUGGCAAGUCAUGGGAUUCCAUUUGGAUUUGAAACGGGAAGCAAUCCACUGUUCUUUACAAAUGUGUGYGAUCUUGACACUUUACAGAAUGAACACAAAUAUAUUGCAUGUACAACUGAGAAGAUAUUUGAAAUGAAAGAUGACGUGUGGGAUGUUUAUAUYGAUAAUCAAAAUAUUCGUGCUAAAGGACAUUUAAACAGCUUGGUGCAUCCRAAUUAUGCUGACAGAGAAAGGUUUGAAACACUGGACAUAUACAGGAGAGAUCAACUUAUUAAUGGAGGAGAAGUUAUGGAUGAUGAAAAGAUGUACACAAAAUAUUUUGUUCAUUUAAACAACACCUUAUUCCAGUCUCUAUUCGAAGUCGCCUCAACGCCUGAUCGUAUACUCACAUCAGAAGUCAUUAGAAGGAUAGGAUUGGAUCCAAAAAGUGACCUUGGCUUCUUAAAUGACUUAACAGAACUUUAUGGCAUAAACGUUCAAAUACCAGUUCCAACGUGUUGUCCAUUUUACGAAGCGCAAUAUCAAUGACGUCAUCGCGAGUGACAGCUGUCAAUUAUCAUAUAAAUAGGACGAAUCCUGUAAAUUGGAAUGAUGGAAAAGUGAGAUGAUGCAGUGCGUAACGUAAAGCGAAAUGAAUUCUCAACAGCAAGCCACUGAAGUUCAACCAAUGAAACAAGUGGAAAAAUUGAUUAACAUAUUACACAACUUUUAGCCAAUAACUUGUCUUUGGUAGCGAGAUGUUGGCUAGACAAAAUCCGUCGGAUUCACAUGUACAGUACRGUACGUUGUUGGAUUUAUGUACAACAUGUACGUUGUUGCAGAACACUUCUUCGURGACGCUUCAAUCAUAGUUAAUAUGCUUCAAUACACUACAUAAACGCUAGUAUAAUCACAAGCUGAGAAACGCUAGACGAAUUCUGCGUUAUAUAGUCUAUUUAACCAACCAUCUGUUCUAUGGAUAGGUUUUCCUGCGCCUAUAAAUUUACUACAGAAUAUGGCUCAGUCAACUUUAAACAAAUCUGGAAUAGGUACAUAUGUUAAUUUAGGGUAAAAUUACAAAAUUAGUGGAGAUCAAGUAGCCCCUAUACACGGAAUCUGCAAUCCAAAUAAGUUUUGUCUCUGGAAUCGAGACACUUGGGUUCCAAAAUCCGCGGAAAUGGAAACGGACUCUAUAAAACGAGGAAUCUGGAAUCGAAAUAAGUGCUUCAAAUGUUUCGUUAUUGCAAACGAGUCACUGACGAGAGAAGAUAAAGCUUGGAUACUUUGUAUUCUGAUUCAAUAUGGUGGAAUCCAGAAUCCUUACGAAAUAUAUCUUAGAUCCGGACUGAUUUUUGUAACGCUCCGGAUUCCGUGCCAUGGAGAGAUCAAAGGCACAAAUACCUUAACUUGUUUAAUACAAGUGUGGUCGCCAUCUUGAAUUACAAACUUUUGACAAUAUUAUGUAGUUGUAUGGGAUAUUGCGAUAAAGAAUGCUUUAGAAUUUGGAUUUAUUCUUUCAAGAUAUCAGAAURAAUUGGCUACAAGUUAUUGUUCAACGAUGCCAACCUGGUUAGUGCCUCGUUAGCUUCUUUAAGAUUACAAAACGAAAAAAGUUUGAUGAAAAGAUGGGGGCAGUAAUAGUAGUCGAGAAUGCUUCCAUUCAACUAUAUCAAAUACUUUUUUUAUAUAGACUAUAUUAUUUGGAGAAAAGUUUGAAGGAAGAUUAAUCUGCCUGCAUGCUGAAUUCAUCGUAUUGAGCAGAGAAAUGUUUAAAACCUUAUUGUUUUAACGUAACAGGUCCUUCACAAACGAAUUUUUUUCUCGGCGUUUAAUAAAAAAUUUGAAAAUUGUAAAUAAAGUAAAAUAAUAUAGAAAGGGGGAAAUAUACCAGUUAUUCAACUGAAAUAGCUUCAUUAAAAUGAGCUGGAAUAAUAUAAAAUGUAAAUUAUCUGAAUUUGUACCAAAUUGGUUUUACAAAUGUUACUCUGUAGCAUGUAUUUUUUGUUCAGUAAAUAAAAUUGCUUUGAUUUGAA
Molecule: messenger RNA, 2786 nt
Organism: Exaiptasia diaphana
Lineage: Eukaryota; Metazoa; Cnidaria; Anthozoa; Actiniaria; Aiptasiidae
Product: protein LCHN
Exons: 8
Coding region: 1-1302 (433 amino acids)
Cellular component (GO): cytoplasm
Source: RefSeq, a predicted model, not a curated record